CACUCUUACAGUUUAAUAUCCCUGAUGCGCGGGUGAGAAUCUAGUGUAACCAGACCAAACGCUAAUUAAUACUCUUCCCGACUUUCUUUCUCCUCAUGUUGGUUUCUAACUUCCAUUGCCAUCUGAAGCUGCAGGCAACAAUAUCCCACUCCUUCUCCUUCUUCAAGGAGUAACUCAUACGGAGUAAUCAAUUAAGCAUGCGCUAUCAUAUCCCUGCUCAACGAUAUGUGAUCGAUGUUCAAUUUUGUCGCACGAAGUAUUGAAUAAUCAACUCUUCGAACGCGCCCUGGGAUUAGAAGCAGCACUCUUACAUGGAUGGAAUGUUUGGGCUUCAAUCUCCGCCGGACUACGUCGACAGACCUGUCAUGCCACCGGACGGACUGUUUGACUGUAGCUACAGUUACCACGGCAUGAUUCCUUCACCCGCGGGCGAUCGGAUUCCGAUGCUCGGCUCCGACGACCUUACUGACGCCGCCGGCAGCUUCCAUUGCUCAGUCGGCUCCGAAGCCGGUUCCGUGACUCCCGAUGCUCACUUGAGAGGCGGAGAACGGUUAGACGAUGCGGCUGCGAGUUGGGACGACCUAGGCUACGAUAACGACGGUAUUAGCUUGAUCAAAGCUCAAAUCGCCGCUCAUCCAUCUUAUCCGAAGCUCCUAGAAGCUUAUAUUGAUUGCCAGAAGGUUAGGCAACAAAUUCAAUAGUUCAAACGAACAAUUCUAAAAAAAUUGAAUAUAUAUAACCGUUUUGCUAAGUUUCUGGGUUCACUUCUCAGAACGUUUGAUUUUUCUGAUAUCUGAAAACUGCCAUGAUAUUUUUGAAUAUGAAAUGCAGCAACUCGAAUCUUAUGCUUUCUGAAAUGUUCGGUGGAAGUCGUCAAGUGUAUCUAUGUGUGCAUUUUAAAACGGGCAUGAAGGCUUCUUCGUGGAGCUUAUUGAUGAUGCAAUCACGAGUUUUGUGGUGUUUUCAGGUAGGAGCGCCGCCGGAGGUCGCAAAGCUUCUGGAUGAAAUCGGGCUCAAAAACGGCUUGCUUAAGCAUGAUGGUCGUGUGCCCGCGUGCGCUGGAGAUGAUAUCGAGCUCGACAUUUUUAUGGAAACCUACUGUGACAUCUUGGUGAAGUACAAAUCAGAUCUCUCCCGGCCAUUCCACGAAGCUACGAACUUCCUCAACAAUAUUGAGUCUCAACUCAGCAACAUCUGCAAAGCUCAACCGCCCUCGACUCGACCUGCUAUCGUCGCCGCUGCUUGCUCGACGCCGGCCGCCACUCUUCAACGAUUCUCGCAUCGCCGCAGCUCUGCCAAGGAUGACCUCUGCUGCAAUUUUCCAGUCAAUUCAAGUCAGGUAUGUACUCUUCUUCUUCUUCUUCCUCUUCUUUUCUUCUUUUUCUUCUUCUUCUUCUUCUUCUUCUUCUUCUUCUUCUCAGCCUCUUCAAUUUUCUGGUACUCUGUUAUCUUGUUCUGUGGAUUUCAGUUUUAUUUAUAAAGCAAGAAUCUGAUAAUGCAUAAAAUUGUCAAUAAUUUUUUUGAAGAAUGUCAUUUAUGUGGCAUUACAUCUAUGAAGAUAACAUUUUUACUUUGAGAUUAAAAAACUUUAGAAAAAUUUCAUAAUUGAUGUUUAAUCCAACACUGAUUUGUAAUAAUGUCACUUUUAUGACAUUACAUUUGCGAAGGUGGCAGUUCAAAGAAAAAAAUGACAUCUUCAAAGAGUAAUAAUGUCAUUCGCAUGACAUUUUCGAAACAAAAAUGACAUAUUUAAAGUGUCAAUUUGUUGAGUAACAAUGUCAGUUUCAUGACAUACUGUCAUCUUGAUAAAUGCAAUGUCAUAAAAGUGACAUUUUUCUAAUUGCUUGAAAUUUAUGGCAUUUUGAGGUUCCAAAUUAAUCAAAAUUAAUAGAGGAUAGAAGCCGAGAAUAGAGGAUCAAAAAUUUGAACAGGAUUAGAAGAAGAAGCAAAAGAGGAAGAAGCAGGAGAGGAAGAAGAAGACACAGACACACAGUCGAUGGAGGAGUUGGCUAUGCGAGGCCAAGCAGUCGAUGGGGGAGUAGCCUUCCAUGGGAGGAAGAGAUGUUCUGCGAUGAAUUGAAGAGUCGGCGGAGUGAUGCUAUGAGUUGCAGGGGCUUUUUUUUUAAUUAAGGGCAGUUUUGUCAGGUUGCCUCUUUUUAGUCCUAUUUUUGUCAAAUAAAACAUAAUAGUCCUACUUUUACAAUUUUACCUAGUUUUAGUCCUAUUUAGGUAAAUCUCUCUAUAUAAUAUGCUAAUUACGUUGCUUCUCAGACCAUAACGGUAGGGACAAUAUCAAAUGGGUCAAAUAGACUCUAACCAGUCACAGAUUAAGAGUGUUCAACAACAAUGACUAUCAUUGUUAAGACAUACGGUUCCAUUUCAAAAUCAUAUAAAGAGAUUUAU
Molecule: messenger RNA, 2403 nt
Organism: Cuscuta epithymum
Lineage: Eukaryota; Viridiplantae; Streptophyta; Magnoliopsida; Solanales; Convolvulaceae
Source: the annotation of a GenBank genome assembly